This is a messenger RNA of Dentiscutata erythropus, 273 nucleotides long. NCBI's taxonomy places the organism in Eukaryota, Fungi, Glomeromycota, Glomeromycetes, Diversisporales, Gigasporaceae. The record is from the annotation of a GenBank genome assembly.
AUGGCUUUUACUAAUGUAGCUAUUUUUGUUAAUCUUGAAAAGUUAAAAGAACAAUUAGCUAAGUAUGAAGCUAUUGAGCAAAAAACUGAAUUUCAACAACAAGAAAUUAAGGAAUUGGAAUCAGAAACUGCUAAAGAACAUGAAAGGCGUUUAAAAAAGGAACAUGAGUCAAGACGUCAGAAAAGAACAAAACGUCAACUAGAGAACAAUAAUACCCAGAACCAGGAUACUAAUUUAUUGUAUAUAGAAUCACCUUCUGUUAAUAUUGAAUAG